AUGUCCUUGUUUAAUAUAGAGAUGAGAUUUGUGAGAAAACCUAAAGAUGAGCCCUACUGGAUUGUAGAAUUCCCUUCAGAAGUUGAAGUGAAGUUGUUGGCAAGCAGAUCAGUAUCACUAAGAAAUUGUAUUGAGCUUUGGGCCCAUGCUCCUAAUGUUCAAAAAUUACAUGAGGAGCUCAAACUGUAUCCCAAAAGUCUAAUGCAACCAUAUGUUCAAGCUGAUAAGAGCUUCAAAAUUGAAGUAGAUACAUUUUGCAAGCACUUCUCACAGAAAGAAAAGGUUGAUAAGUUAGAGGCUUUCAGUUAUUUACCAGUAGACGGACCUGUGGAUUUGAAAACUCCCGAUGUUACAUUCCAGUAUAUAGAGUAUUAUGGCAUCAUACCUCAUUGUCCUCCUGAGCAACCAUAUGAAGUCUUUUUUGGAAGAUGGGUAGCUAGUGGUCUGAGACAACUGAUAAAGAAACUAUCUUUGAAGACUCGGAAAUUUAUUGGUAACACCAGCAUGGAUCCUCAGUUGUCUUUGCUAAUGGCAAAUCAGGCAAAAGUAACAGAUGGCAGUUUAGUAGUAGAUCCUUUUGUUGGCUCAGGCUCACUCCUGGUUGCUGCCACUCAGUUUGGUGGAUAUGUGUGGGGUACUGACAUUGACUAUCUUAUGCUACAUGGCAGAACCAGGCCAUCCAGGAUACAUCAGAAGACUAGAGACCGUGAUGAAAGCGUGAGAGCCAACAUGAAGCAAUACAACAUGGAACAUCGAUAUAUGGACGUGCUAGUAACGGAUUUCGCGACGCCGAUUUCAUCACUAAUCACCAUGCAAAAAAAGUAAUACAACUACGUUCACUUUUUACUGACUAUUCUACUCCCUCAUUUUCAAGAAUUGUUCUCUUGGAACAAGGAAGAUCGUGGGUUCCGAACCUGUUGAUUGAGGUUUUUCUAUAUCGCAUAUUAGAUAUUCAUCUGAAGAAAUUGAAAUUAUUCUAGACUAGAGACCGUGAUGAAAGCGUGAGAGCCAACAUGAAGCAAUACAACAUGGAACAUCGAUAUAUGGACGUGCUAGUAAACGAUUUCGCGACGCCGUUUUGGCGCGAAGAUUUCCGAUUUGACGCUGUGAUUACAGACCCGCCUUAUGGCAUCAGGGAGGCUACAGAAAGAGUGGGUACUAAAAAAGAAGGAUAUGAAGUAAAGGCGGAGCAUCUACCUACUCAUAUUCCCGCCAAAAUCGAGUAUGGCAUCAGCAACAUCUACAAGGACUUACUGAGGUUUUCUGCAAGACACUUGAGAGUAGGAGGGAGACUUGUAUGCUGGUUCCCUGUGUUCAGGGAAGAUUAUACAGAGAAUGUUCUUCCACAUCAUCCCUGCUUAGAGUUAGUGUCGAACAGUGAACAGACUUUGAGUAAAGUGACAUCACGACGGCUUCUAACAUUUGAGAAAACUAGAGAACCAACAGAAGAUGAACUGGAUGAAUACCCAGUUGAUAUCAUGGACUUUCGAGAAAAGUACUUUGUUAUCAGAGAAGAAUCUAGAAAAGAGAGAAGAAUGAAAGAAGCUAAGAUUAGGGAAGAUGAUAGGUUAAGGAAUUUGAAUAAACAGAGUUGAUAAAAA
Molecule: messenger RNA, 1601 nt
Organism: Acanthoscelides obtectus
Lineage: Eukaryota; Metazoa; Arthropoda; Insecta; Coleoptera; Chrysomelidae
Source: the annotation of a GenBank genome assembly